Molecule: messenger RNA, 3600 nt
Organism: Giardia duodenalis
Lineage: Eukaryota; Fornicata; Diplomonadida; Hexamitidae
Exons: 1
Coding region: 1-3600 (1199 amino acids)
Molecular function (GO): protein binding
Source: RefSeq, a predicted model, not a curated record
AUGGAUUGUUUUUGUUGCUGUGGAAAAUUAAAGUACGAAGAGGAUGUGAUGGCCAGCGACAUACAUCGAAUGGAUAUGGUUCUGAGACGAGCGUCUCUCUUGUAUCAGAAAGAAGAGUAUAAGGAGGCGCUCUAUAUGUACAUACAGCUGCAGGACCUAGUAACGGCGCGUCACAAUCAGCAAGCUCCCUGCCGAAUGUUCCGCGACAAAGCUUACUUACGCAUCUUCAAGGCUGUGCUCUACAGCUCACUGGGCGCAUGCCUGGUGUCCAUGCACAGGAAUCCGGAAGCCUACGAGCUCCUUGAAUGCUCGUUGAAGAUGUGCCCAACGCCCCUGGCAGCUCAGCGCUUGAUACUUCUUCUCAUUCAGAUGGAUCGAUUACCCGAUAUUCAGAGGAUAUUGGACAUCCUUCUAAAGCCAACCAUUGUUCGGCAAGAUGCACCCCGAGGAAAAAGUGAAAAGAUCGACACAAUAAUUACCUCAGAUGCUCUGUUGCUGCAAGCUGUACUGCUGUGUUACUCAGGUUCUAUCAUAGACUGUUUGAACACUCUUUCUCUGUCCAUUAUUCAGUUACUCCGCAGAUUUCCUAAAAUCAUACAACCAGCAGCUGAUGAAGAGAUUCUUAAUUUACCAGCCCCCGAACUACUCCAGGGCUCAGAUAAGCUGCGGUGUCGUUUAACCUUUCUGGCGCUGUGCAAUAUCAUGCAAACCUUUAGUCAUCGCGGAGUUGUCUUGCCAUACAGGUGCGACUAUAAUAUAGAGGAGCUUAUAAUGAGGCUCUGCAACUCAAAGGUCAGGGGGCUAUGUCUCAAUACCAUCUUCGACCCGUCAUUUGUCUCACAUGAGGCCCACGAUGCGUUCAUUAGGUACGGUGGAACAGGACAUCUUCCUGGUAGUGGGUUACAGUCCCUUGACUCUCUUUAUUCCUUUUUCCAAGCAUUCUUUUCUUCAAGUUAUGAUGGUGACCAUUUACCAACAAGAUGUUCACCUUUUUUCGACGACAGGAUUUUCUCCUCUGAAGCAUGGAGUGCUGCCGCAUCAAGGAGUAUAACAUAUAGCCGCUUAAAAGGUCAGGCGGCACUCAUCCAACAGAGUCAGCUGUUAGAGGUUAUGGAUGAUGCCGAUCUUGCUCUGCUAAUUCUAAAGGAGUACAACAUUAAACCACUCAGCUAUCUGUUUACCCUCCCAGACCACCUCUUGUCACUUAUCACUGGAACCCCUCUGGGCUCAAAGAGGGUUGAGGGGCAAUCCUCCAAUUCUGUUGACACAGUUGUGUUUACACACAAGGACUCUACCACAAUCGCCACAAUUAUGCGUGCAAAGGAAAACCAGACCAUUCGCGCGUUUAGAUUGGCAGAGGACUGCAUUGAAUCCUCUUCAGCGCAUCCCACAAGUCCCAGGGAUCCUCUGCGUGAAUCACUCCGUUCCAAAGUUAUAUCCUAUCUCCAGCUGCUUCCCUCUGGUAACAAACGCUCUUCAGAAGUAGGUAGUUCCACUUACUCUCACCCUAUCAGCAAAGAUGCAGAUAUAUCUUCCAAACUGGUAUUACGAGACCUUAGGGUAUCACGAGCUCCUCUAGUACCAGAGGGAUCUGCUCUCAACCUAUCAGGUACCGAAGAUGCUGAGCAGGGGGAUUCGGCUACUGCAUUUCGUCCCUCCGAAUCUAGAUCGACUGGGCCAUCAAAUAGUAAGUACACAUCCUUCGCUAGUAGACGGGUCUCCAGUAAUAAGGCCCAGUCAAGAGGGCAAAGGCUAAGCCAUCUGGGACCAACUCGAAAGGCAAUAUCUCUGCCGUCAUAUUCUCUUCUACAUAGGUCGGAGAUGGAUGUACCUAAUGUAUGUCUAUCAACCUUGAAGCAACUACUCUUAAAGAAAAAGAAAAAUAUUGACAGCACAAGCAUGUCGGGAGGCCGGCAAACGUUGGUGUGCACCAACCUACCAAUUGUUCAGAAAAUAGAACAUGUGAGGCCCCUUACUGUUAAGUCAUCAACACAAAGUACCCCUUCGACAACUCCGCCAUCCAAUCUUCACUUCCCUGGAACACAGCUCUUUCCAAAUGUAGACGAAUAUGGCAAGUCUUUAUCUCUUCAUGACCACACCAGCAUAUUCAGGAAGGUACCUAUUCUUCAGCAUCCCAUGCGAAACUGUAUUUCAUGUCCAGCUGUAUGGAAUAGGGACAGAUCCCGUCACCUUAGUCCUCAAGCUGGAGAGCAAUUUAGAAAACUAUACAACGCUGCAUUAUCUGUAGAGGCCACCAACUCUUUGACUUUUAAAGUCCCUUAUUACAACGAGCUAGUUCGCGCGAUAAACUCCGGGGACCGCGAGGAAAUUCUUCUCAAUUACAGUAUGGGGCAUAGAGGCACAGAACUUUCAGACUUUGACUUUAUUGAUAAGGACCAGUUAAAUUCCUACAAUAAAAAGUCUCGAUCACAGAGUCUUGAACAGAGUGCCUCACCCAAGAAUAGAUUACUCCAAAACGCUAGGACAGUCUUCAGUUCUUAUAAAUAUGUGCAAGCAGGCAUAUCAAAUAUCAGAGCAUCUCUUAGUAGAUUGGCGCUAGCUAUGCGUACAAAGAAUAAUGAAAAACAAUCCUUGAUAGAUAAAAACAGAACCCAAACUAAAAUGACUGCAGAUUGCGUAACACCAAAGACACCGACCUAUUGUAGCGAAAUCGACUAUAACGCAGCCACAAGCCCUGAUACAAAAAAUGGCGACCAUAUGUGUUGGAGUGAUGCUACAGACGAGCCGCUUGCACUAAAGCCAAUACUUCUCCCAGACCUCAAGGCCAUUGUCUCCAAAACGCCUGUCCGUUUUGUGGACUAUUUCCUGAAUCACCUAGACUUGGAGCUGGUACAUGGAGACCCUCAUGAGAGACGGACUCUGCUUUUGAAAUGUAAAGAGGACACUGAACGCUUUGCCAACUCUGAAGCGCUGCACUCUAAGGCCUUGGCAAGAAAGAGGGCAGACAUUUUAUCAAGUACUGGCUCUGAUUGCAAUCAUCUGCGUUACAGAAUGAACGCUACAUACGUACCAGAUUACCAAGACCUGGAUCAAAGUAAUUCCGCAGAAAGCACAGACUCUACACUACUGUCUAACUAUUACCCAUCAAAGGCAAUCCCCGAUAUCCUUAGAGGGGUCGGGCUGGAGUUGAUUAACACAAAGAGCAUAGGUUCAAGUCCUCCCGGCGUAAAUACUUCUUCGCCGAGUGUCUCUAGCGCUUCAUCAGGAUCGUUCAAGACAGGUAGCGAUUACUCUCCAGGUGUACACUUGGAUAGAGACGGGAUACUUUGUUUAUUCACCAGUUCUAAGUCCCUUAAACAAAAUACUUACAGGUACAAGGCUUUUGCUGACAUACCUUUCAACAGCACCAUCACCCCACAUGCAACUUGCAAACGUAAAGAGGUGUCUAUUCUUCACAUCCAUACAAGCACGCCACGACAGCAUAAUAGUCAAGUUAAACUGUCAUUACUACCCAAGGAGCCAAGGCGACCAAAGCGAUUGACCAUUUCAAGUGUUAUCCGUAAGAAUACUCCGACUGCUAUGGCAGUUAAAGUUCUGCGCCUUCGAACAGCUUCCUUCCUCUUCAGGAUUCCAUUGUAA